AUGGAUGAACUUAUUCAUAUCUUCCUCAUUAAGAAUUAAAUGAAACAAAAUUCUUUAAGUAUUUCAGGUAUUGAUAAUCAUUAUCUAUUUAGAAGAUCUCGAAUAUGUCAAAGGAGAUUUGGCUAAAGUCUAAAUUGUGAAUCUCAUGAUUAUAACCUUAAAAAUAAAAGUGAUUUUCGUAAGUUACUGA
Paramecium sonneborni is the source of this 190-nucleotide messenger RNA. The record is from the annotation of a GenBank genome assembly. NCBI's taxonomy places the organism in Eukaryota, Ciliophora, Oligohymenophorea, Peniculida, Parameciidae.